UUUUUUUUUUUUUUUUUUUAUGUUUUUUUUUUUUUUUUUUUUUUUUUUUUUUUUUUUUUUUUCUCCACAACUCCCACUCUUUGAAUACAACCGCGCACAUUUAUCACAAUGGCGCCUACGAGAACUGCGCGCACGGCCGCCGCGAAAGAAAAUGGCACAGCAGCCGAAACAGCAGCUGCAGCUGAUGGAACUCCCGUGAAGCGUGGCCGCGGUCGCCCCCCGAAGAACGGCAUUGCGCCUCAAGCUAAGAAAGCUCCCUCGGGUCGCCCUCGUGGCCGCCCUCCCGGAACCGGCGGUGGUGUCAAGAAGGCCGCAAAGGCUACCCCCGCGAAGGCUGCUGGUACCAGCGGCCCUGGCCGCCGUGGACGUCCUCGCAAGAGCGACGCAGACGCCACUACGACACCGAAGAAAGGUGCGACUCCCAAGUCCGCGUCCAAGACCUCUAGUACCGGCAAGGGACGCGGUCGACCGCGCAAGAGCGAUGUCUCCCCCGUUGAGGAGCCUGAAGAAGAUGAGGACGCUGAGCACAAUGAUGAUGAUGAAGACGACGCAAAUGAGGACAUCGCGAUGGAGUACGAGGCUGAUGAAAAUGACGCCGAGGAUGACGACGCCGCUCCUCAAGAGGUAAGAUCGCCCUAUUCUCUUCUUCCCCUGUGCACUUAUAUAUCCCAGCCUUUGAUAUACCAAUAACUUACUAAUCCCGGCUAUACAGGAGGAUUAGGGCACCGAAAUC
Daldinia caldariorum is the source of this 733-nucleotide messenger RNA. RefSeq lists its product as uncharacterized. Gene Ontology annotation, molecular function: DNA binding. Gene Ontology annotation, biological process: regulation of DNA-templated transcription. Bases 109 to 690 code for a protein of 193 amino acids. NCBI's taxonomy places the organism in Eukaryota, Fungi, Ascomycota, Sordariomycetes, Xylariales, Hypoxylaceae. The record is from RefSeq and is a predicted model, not a curated record. The transcript is spliced from 4 exons. Gene Ontology annotation, cellular component: nucleus; chromatin.